AUGAUCUCCAUCACAUGUAGUGCCGAUUUUGGAAGAAUGUCACAUACAGCCAUAGUAGCAGAGAAGCAUAUACCAGCCUGGAAAAGACUUGGUCUCAAACUAAAAUCACAACUGCCAACUGAUAACAGCAUCCAGUUUGAUAACAAAAAUCAAUUGAAGAGGAAGCGGUCUUCAUUAGAAAAGGACAGCGUUGUGAGCAACAAGAUCAAGAAGACAGAAAAAAGAACAAUCGAGCCUGUUAUCCGAAAGCCUAGCACCCCAACCUCUACCCAGGGGAAGUUAGUAAAGUUUACUCCCGAUACCAAAAUUGACGAUGGCGAUAGCAUUAAGAGGUUAUACAAUUCUUGGGCUGCCGAUCAAAAGCCCCACAGUGCCAUAUUUAACCCAAAAUCUAGCAAAGGAAAGCAGAAUUCAUCUCAAGUCUCUGACCCUUCAAAGAAUAAUGAUAUAAACCUUGAGGAAACUGGAAAAAAUAGCAAAGGCUCAAAGCGACCCAAAGGCAAAAAAAACACUUCGAGUCCGUUAAAUGUUUUAAAGCCUUCAAAAUCCUCUACUUCUGAUACUACUGAAACAAGCAAAAUCCCGCCAUUUCUCUCCUACCUCGAGCAGUACCAUAACAAUAGAGAGACCUGGAAAUUUAAAAAGAACCAUCAGUCUCAAUUGUUACAGCAUAUUUUUGACCCCAAAUUUGUUCCAUCCGAUCAUAUUCACCUAGUAUACGACUAUAUAAAAGGGUUACAAGGCUUAGUUCGAACCAGAUUAAGAGAUACAGCUCUAGCUAUUAAAGUACAGGAUCAAGAAAAUGGGUUGGCUGAGUUUACAACAGAGUUACAAAAACAAGAGAAUGUACAGGAAGAAUACGAUAUGGCAAUAAAGGAUUAUAUUGCAAACUCCUCGGCACUUGUAGUUCGUCAACUCGGUUACGAGGAAGAACUAGUGAUGAAAUUUACUGAAAAAGAAAUCAAAGAUCGAUUUAUUAAACGGACGAGAGCUGAGAUGAUAAUAAAUGAAUUGGCGUCUUCUCCUGACACUGCAAGAUCAGUUUGCGAUACCCCAAUUGAAUUAUCAAAAGAGGCAUCAAGUAGUGGUGUUUUGCAGAAGAACGCUCGCAAGCGGAAGCAAAGGACGGUCGUUGAUGAAUCUUCGAGUGAGAGUAGUUCCAGCGAUAGUAGUUCUGAAGACAGUAGUUCUGAAGAAAGUAGCGCAGAAGAUAGUAGUUAA
This is a messenger RNA of Blumeria graminis f. sp. triticale, 1221 nucleotides long. Lineage: Eukaryota; Fungi; Ascomycota; Leotiomycetes; Helotiales; Erysiphaceae. The record is from the annotation of a GenBank genome assembly.